This is a messenger RNA of Papaver somniferum (opium poppy), 1294 nucleotides long. Its product is annotated as sinapine esterase-like. Bases 3 to 1265 code for a protein of 420 amino acids. Gene Ontology annotation, molecular function: hydrolase activity, acting on ester bonds. The transcript has 5 exons. The record is from RefSeq and is a predicted model, not a curated record. NCBI's taxonomy places the organism in Eukaryota, Viridiplantae, Streptophyta, Magnoliopsida, Ranunculales, Papaveraceae.
CUAUGGCUUCAAAUAGUUUUCCACAUCUGUAUCUUUUCCUGCUAAUAACCUGUCUUCUUCUAUUUACAACUGCUAAUCCUGUAUUAGGAUUUUACAAAUCCAUUUUCAGUUUUGGGGACUCCCUCGCUGACACCGGAAAUGUACUCUUCUCCAGCCCAGAUGAAUAUGUCGGCAAAUUACCUUACGGAGAGACCUAUUUUCAUCAAGCUACUGGUCGGUCCUCUGAUGGCCGCCUAGUUAUUGAUUUCAUUGCCAAAUCUGUAGGACUGCCAUUACUCCCGCCGUAUCUAGCAAGUAGCGGUAAGGAUUUAAGACAGGAAGUGAAUUUCGCUGUAGGGGGAGCUACAGCUUUGGAUGCUUCUUUCUUCGAAGAAAGAAAGGUUUCAGUUCCUAAGAAUGCCUCUCUUAAAGUUCAACUCAAAUGGUUCAGAGAACUCUUACCUUCUCUUUGCAAUCCAUCUUCAAAUGAUUGCCAUGAAUUUCUGAAAACAUCUCUAAUUCUGAUGGGAGAAAUCGGUACAAACGAUUAUAAUCAUCCAUUCUUCCAAGGAAGAAGUCUAGGAGAGACUCAAACUUUCAUACCCGAAAUCAUCAAAGCCAUUUCCUUCGCCAUAAAGGUCUUGAUAAAGGAAGGUGCUGUAACAUUCAUGGUCCCCGGAAACUUACCAAUUGGGUGUGCAGCACUGUAUUUAACUGAAUUCAGGAGCCCUGAAAUAGCCGAUUAUGAUGAGACUGGUUGUAUCAAGUGGUUAAACGAGUUCUCCAUGUACCACAACAAAUUGCUUCAGAAAGAGUUGGAUAUUUUGAGGGAAAUGCACCCACAUACCAACAUAAUUUAUGCUGAUUACUACAGUGUUGUCAUGAAGAUUUACCAAUCUCCUAAACCAUUUGGAUUUGAGAGUGGGAUUCUUAAAGCAUGUUGCGGAGGUGAAGGUCCAUACAACUGCAACAAAUCUGUUCAGUGUGGAAGUGUUGGUGCAAGAGUUUAUGGUGAUCCAUCAAAGUGUGUGAACUGGGAUGGUUUUCAUUUGACUGAAGCCGCAAACAAAAUUAUAGCCAAUGCUUUGAUACAAGAACAUUACCGGUUCUUCUUCCCUGCCACCCGUAUCAUCAGUAACACUACAUACAUGUUGAUCUGUUCAUCCGUACUUGUACCAUUGCCAAUCCUGAUCAUGAUUUAUUAUAACUUCUCCAAGUAUUAUUACAUUGUAUUCCCUGACAAGAAAGAGGAAGCCCGUGAUGAGGAACUAACGCAAUUCAUGUAAUUAUGUUAUAUACUAUUGUGGGAAAUCAA